GUCGCAAAUACAGUGCAAUAUUCGUGUCACGUUUACACACGGAAUGAGUAAUCCUCCUUUUGAUUAUUCACUGCUACGGUUUAUAAGACACUGGAAAUAUUUGUAAAUGCGCAGAACAAUUUGCUUAACGUUGAGACACCUAACAUACACAAUACACAACUGUAAUUUUCAAUAAAAAUGUUUACACACUCAUUUAAAGUGAACUGUUUAGUGGUUUUGUUGUUUACAUCAUUUUACGGAAUAUUUGCUCAAAUUGACUAUGAAACAUGCGACAAAAACGGAAUUCACUUUUAUGAAGAACUAGGAUGUAAACCUCAAAUGACAGGAUCACAACCAUGUCCUGAUAGUUACAAAUGUAAAGAUUAUAUUAUUCCAAAUGGAAAGUGUUUGUUUUACGGUAAAGAAUUAAAUAAUGGCGAUAUUGCUGACGGAAGUUAUUGUAACAAAGGUUUUGAAUGUCGAGCUGAACCAAACAGUAAAGGAACAUUUGAAAACUUACUUAUAAUCGAUUGUUUCUUUGGUCCCAAUACUGACGGCUGCUACAACACUGGAGAACUAAGAAGAUGCUGCCAAACAGAGUUUUGUCCUACUGGACCUGUAUAUGAAUGCCAAGUAGGCAACACAACAUACAAAGAAGACCAAGUCUUCACACCAGAAGGCACCUGCUAUAAUUGCAUCUGCACACCAGGUUUCCGCGGUAUAUACGAAGAACCUUAUUGCAUAAGAAGGCCAUGUGACAUGGAAUUACGUAGCUCCACACAACUGGAAAAGAAAUGCGCACCAGUUUAUUACAAUGAUGACGCGCUGUGUUGUCCAGCCGAAUUUUUAUGCGCUGAAGAUGUAACUUCAACGACUCUGGUUACAAAAGCCCCCGAAAGUAAAAGUCAAUGUACAUUUGGAUCCAAUACCUAUAACAUCGGUGAUCAAAUACAAGUUGUUGCUAAAAAUCAAUGGAGUAGUAAUAUUCAACGCACAUGCGAAUGCAUUGUCCCGCCAUAUUUAGCAUGUGAAAAUUCCUUCUCUAUUGCAAAUUAAAGUGUAUUUUUAAUUUAUGAUUACAUAUAGAUAUAUAAUUACAUAA
Molecule: messenger RNA, 1081 nt
Organism: Dalotia coriaria
Lineage: Eukaryota; Metazoa; Arthropoda; Insecta; Coleoptera; Staphylinidae
Product: protein eyes shut homolog
Exons: 5
Coding region: 178-1035 (285 amino acids)
Source: RefSeq, a predicted model, not a curated record